Nicotiana attenuata is the source of this 444-nucleotide messenger RNA. RefSeq lists its product as uncharacterized. The transcript has a single exon. Bases 1 to 444 code for a protein of 147 amino acids. NCBI's taxonomy places the organism in Eukaryota, Viridiplantae, Streptophyta, Magnoliopsida, Solanales, Solanaceae. The record is from RefSeq and is a predicted model, not a curated record.
AUGACUCUCUCCUUGAUCAACAUUUUCUUCUUGUUAUUGUUAUUAACUCCAAUUGACCUUUCAAGAGCAAAAUCAUGUUUCAUAACUCGAAGGUUUUACGUACAUGUUAUCGACAAACUUCCUUCUAAUUCCUCUAAACUGCAAGUUCAUUGUGCUUCUGGUGAUGAUGACCUCGGAUACCAUAGUCUUACUGCUAAUCAAGAAUUCGAUUGGUCGUUUUGUCAAGGAUUUGCUUGGACAACUUUAUUUUUUUGUCAUUUUUGGUGGGGUACAAAGAAUAAAAGCUUUAAUGUGUUUAAUGAUCCAGUACAUUGUGUAGAAGAUGGAAAACUUCCAAAGCUUACAGAGCAGUGUGCAUGGGUUGUGAAAUCAGAUGGUUUUUAUUUAGGAACUUAUAUAAGCCCUGGAAUUGUUGAAGAUAUGUAUCGCUAUACUGGGUGGUAG